Geodia barretti is the source of this 2223-nucleotide messenger RNA. Lineage: Eukaryota; Metazoa; Porifera; Demospongiae; Tetractinellida; Geodiidae. The record is from the annotation of a GenBank genome assembly.
AUGGAGCAAGGGCCUAACGUGGGCGACAACGGCAGCAUGCAGGUCAUCCUGGCGGAGCCCCGCGGAUUCUGCGCAGGCGUCGAGCGGGCGAUCGAGAUCGUGGAGCGCGCCCUCGAAGUCUUCGGCCCGCCGGUCUACGUCCGUCAUGAGAUCGUGCACAACAAGCGUGUGGUGGACGAUCUGCGAAAGAAGGGCGCGGUCUUCGUCGAGGAGAUCGACGAGGUGCCGGAAGGCGCGGUCACCAUCUUCAGCGCCCACGGCGUCUCCGAGAAGGUAGAGAGCGAAGCCGGGCGCCGGAACCUGCCGGUGAUCGACGCGACCUGCCCGCUGGUGGCGAAGGUCCAUAUCGAGGCGCGGCGCUACGAGGGCGAGGGGCGCGAGAUCAUUCUCAUCGGCCACGACGGGCAUCCCGAGGUCGAGGGCACCAGCGGCCGCGUGAAGAACGGCGUCCACAUCGUCGCCACGCCGGCCGACGUCGCCGGGCUUGAGGUGGCUAACCCGGACAAGGUCGCCUACGUCACCCAGACCACGCUCAGCGUCGACGAUACCCGCGACGUGAUCGACGCGCUCACGUCGCGCUUCCCGAGCAUCUCCGGCCCUGACGUGAAAGACAUCUGCUACGCGACCCAGAACCGCCAGGCCUCGGUGCGCAAGCUCGCCGAGGAAGUCGAGCUGAUCCUCGUGGUGGGCGCGCGCAACAGCUCCAACUCCAACCGCUUGCGGGAGAUCGGCGAGGAGAUGGGCGUGCCGACCCACCUGAUCGACGACGCCCGCGACCUCGACCCGACGUGGUUCGACGGCGUGCGCCGGGGUGGGCGUGACCGCCGGCGCGUCCGCGCCCGAAGAACUGGUGCAGGACCUGGUCGCCCGGCUGCGGGAGAUCAACACGGUGGAGCUUCAGAUCCAGGACGGGAUCCAGGAGCGGGUGCGGUUCAAACUGCCGGCCGAACUGGUCGAGGCCAGCGGCAACGGCAAGGCGCAGAAGCCUGCCGCCGGUGCGCCCGGUGGCUGAGCGUACUGCGCCGGCAUGAUGCUCACGAGCGGUCCGCCAUGUCCGUCCCUCUGAUCCAGAAAGUACGCGUCGGCGCCUAUAUCGUGAGCAAGAAGCUCAGGGGCGAGAAGCGCUAUCCCCUGGUGCUGAUGCUCGAGCCGCUGUUUCGCUGCAACCUCGCGUGCCCCGGCUGCGGCAAGAUCGACUACCCGCCCGAGAUCCUGAACCAGCGCCUCAGCGUCGACGAGUGCCUGCAGUCGGUGGACGAGUGCGGCGCGCCGAUGGUUUCGAUCCCGGGUGGCGAACCGCUGAUUCACCCGGAGAUUGGGGAGAUCGUCGCCGGCAUCAUCGCGCGCAAGAAGUUCGUCUAUCUCUGUACGAACGCGCUGCUGCUCAAGAAGAAGCUCGAUCUCUUCACCCCGACGAAAUAUCUGACCUUUUCCGUCCACCUCGACGGGCUGGAGGAGGAGCACGACCACGCGGUGGAUCAGCCCGGCACCUUCAAGCGCGCAGUGGCGGCGAUCAAGGAGGCCCGGCGCCGGGGCUUCCGCGUCAACGUCAACGCCACCGUGUUCGACGGCCACCCGGCGGAGCGGCUUGCCGCCUUCUUCGACUUCGUUACCGACGAGCUCGGCGCCGACGCGAUCACCGUCUCUCCCGGCUAUUCCUACGAGCGGGCGCCCGAUCAGCAGCACUUCCUCAACCGCAGCAAGACCAAGGAGCUGUUCCGCGAGAUCUUCGCGCUCGGCGCCGGUAAGAAGUGGCGCUUCAGCCAGUCGAGCCUGUUCCUGGAUUUCUUGGCGGGCAAUCAGAGCUUCCAAUGCACGCCCUGGGGCAAUCCCACCCGCAACGUCUUCGGCUGGCAGAAGCCCUGCUACCUGAUCGGCGAGGGUUACACCGGGAGCUUCCGCGCCCUGAUGGAGGAAACCGACUGGGAUUCCUACGGGACCGGGCGCUACGAAAAGUGCGCCGACUGCAUGGUCCACUGCGGCUAUGAGCCGACGGCGGCUGAGCACUCGCUGUCGCGACCCUGGGCGGCGCUGAUGGUCAAGCUGCGCGGGAUCAGGACAACGGGGCCGAUGGCGCCCGAGAUCGACCUGAGUCAGGCGCGGCCCGCCGAGUACAUAUUCGACCGGCACGUGCAGGAGAAGCUGCGCGACAUUCGCCUGGCCGAGGAAGCGGCGUCACAGACUCAAGAGAAGGGACGCCGCCCGGCGACCAACGCGGCGUAG